AUGAUCUUUGAAUUAUAUUGUAUUAUUGCCACGGCCCUCGGGGCUCUGGCGUGGUCUCCCAAAUCACUCGAAACUCGACAGUCUGCAACAACUGUAACAGUGAACCUAGACCAGCAAUACCAACGUAUUGAUGGCUUUGGAUGCUCAGAAGCUUUUCAGCGCGCUGUGCAAAUAUCUAAACUGUCCGGAGAUAAGCAGCAAGAAGCACUAGAUUUGCUCUUUAGUACAACAUCUGGCGCAGGACUUUCAAUUCUGCGCAAUGGCAUCGGAUCAUCGCCGGACAUGAGCUCUGACCAUAUGGUCAGCAUUGCACCGAAGUCACCUGGCGGUCCUUCCAAACCUCUCGUAUAUACUUGGGAUGGCAGUGACAACAAACAACUCUGGGUGUCACAGGAAGCAGUCAAGCGAGGUGUGCGGACCAUAUAUGCCGAUGCCUGGUCAGCGCCAGGGUAUAUGAAGACGAAUGGGAACGAUGCCAACGGCGGGAGUUUGUGCGGCGUCAGCGGUGCUACUUGUUCUAGUGGAGACUGGAGACAGGCCUAUGCGGACUACCUGGUGCAAUAUGUCAAUUUCUAUGCUCAAGAAGGAGUCAACAUCACCCAUCUGGGUUUUCUCAACGAGCCAGACUUAACCACGAGCUACGCAUCUAUGCGUUCUUCUGGCACACAAGCCGCAGACUUCAUCAAGAUUCUCGGGCCAACGCUCCAGAAAGCCAAUCUCUCGUAUGUAGGGAUUAACUGUUGCGAUGCUGAAGGUUGGUCCAGCCAGGCGAGCAUGCUAAGCCAGCUAUCCUCCGUGGACGCGUACAUUUCGACAAUCACGGCGCAUUCAUACACGUCCUCGCCGGGCUCGCCCAUGAACACCCGGCACCCGGUGUGGCAAACAGAAGCGGCCGAUCUCAAUGGAGCGUGGACGGCGACAUGGUACGCAAGUGGUGGUGCUGGCGAGGGAAUGACCUGGGCAAACAACAUAUACACAGCCGUCGUCAAUGCAAACAGCUCGGCCUACCUGUAUUGGAUCGGUGUGCAGGGAGGCAACACGAACUCGAAACUAGUCCGUAUCGACGGCAAUAACGUACUCGCUUCGAAGCGUCUCUGGGCCUUUGGGCAGUGGAGUCGAUUCGUACGACCUGGUGCCUACAGAGUAGGUGUAUCAGGGGCAAAGUCCGGCGUUAAGACCUCGGCGUUUCGCAACGUGGAUGAUCGAGUCGCUGUGCAGUUUAUCAACACUGGUUCCUCAGCUGCUUCGUUGGCUGUUAAAGUCUCAGGUGGCAACGGCUUCAAGGUCAGCAAUGCGGCAGCUUCUGUUACUGAUAAUUCCCACGAUCUGGAUGUGUUGGCUGUAACUCUCACUGAUGAGAUAGCUGCCGUUAGUGUACCGUCUAGGUCGAUGGUCACAGUCAUCUUGCAACAAUAA
Molecule: messenger RNA, 1416 nt
Organism: Truncatella angustata
Lineage: Eukaryota; Fungi; Ascomycota; Sordariomycetes; Amphisphaeriales; Sporocadaceae
Product: glycoside hydrolase superfamily
Exons: 2
Coding region: 1-1416 (471 amino acids)
Biological process (GO): sphingolipid metabolic process
Molecular function (GO): glucosylceramidase activity
Source: RefSeq, a predicted model, not a curated record